Messenger RNA from Lactuca sativa (garden lettuce), 858 nucleotides. The record is from RefSeq and is a predicted model, not a curated record. NCBI's taxonomy places the organism in Eukaryota, Viridiplantae, Streptophyta, Magnoliopsida, Asterales, Asteraceae.
AUGGUACUUUCAUCAAAACCUACCACAUAUCUCAGUGCUAAAUGUCUAGCUAUGCAAUUGAUCAAGAACGAAAUCAAAAAUGGAUUAACGGUAAAGGAAGUUGAAACUCCAAAGGUUAGCAACAACUACCAUAAACGCAAGUUCAAUGGAGCGAACCAAAACCAACAGAAAAAGCCUCAAAAUGAAAAGGUAUAUGUUAUGGUACUAGCCCCAGUUCCAAUCCAACAAAAGGGUUACAUUGGGAAUAUGCCCUUAUGUAACCAAUGCAAACGACACCACAAGGGAGAAUGUUUCCAUUGUGCCAAAUGCAAUAAGAAAGGUCAUACGGCAAACUUUUGUCGGGGAAUGGCAAUAGUUGCUGCAGUACCAGGAAGGGGUAAUAGAUCGGGUUCUAGUGGAAGAGGAGCUUGUUUGGAAUGUGGAGAAAAAGAGCACAUCAAGCGAAAUUGCCCAAAGUUGAAGAAGGGUGAUGGGAGUGCUCAUGGUCGGGCUUUCGUGAUAGGGAACAAAGAUGCCAUACAAGAUCCAUCGGUGGUUACUGGUACGUUCCUCAUCAAUAACGUGUAUGCUACAAUUCUGUUUGAUUCCGGUGCCGAUAAAAGUUUUAUAAAUCCAUCAUUUAAAGAACUAUUAAAUCACAAGUCUAGUAAAUUAGAAGUAGCAUACAAAGUAGAAGUAGCAAAUGGUCAUAUAGAAAACACCACUGAAAUCUUACGAAAUUGCCUCUUAACUUUGAACGACCACACAAUCUAUGUCAACUUAAUGCCAAAGAAUAUUGGGAGUUUUGGCAUCAUUAUCGGCAUGGAUUGGUUGUCUCUGCAUCAUGCUGAAAUUCUUUGUUUCGAAAAAGCUUUAUAA